Molecule: messenger RNA, 705 nt
Organism: Quercus robur (English oak)
Lineage: Eukaryota; Viridiplantae; Streptophyta; Magnoliopsida; Fagales; Fagaceae
Exons: 3
Coding region: 230-490 (86 amino acids)
Source: RefSeq, a predicted model, not a curated record
AGUAAUUUUUUUCCGGCAGUUCAUAUCUUGCUGGUCUCAUCUGAUCUCCUCCUGGGCUGAGUUUUCAAGUUUAUCUCCCCCUAUAUAUAUACACAGGCAUAGUCAUAGAUAUUCAAUUCAGUACACUGUUUGGUAAAAAUUACAUAAUCUUCCUGGAAAUACAAACCUUUAGAGUAGCUAGCAUUGCAACACAUUUUGAAGGGAAUAGAGAAGAAAGAAAAUAUUUCUAAUGGGGCGUUGGAUGAGGCCAGAGGUUUAUCCACUAUUGGCUGCAAUGACCUUCGUAACUAGUCUGUGCACCUUCCAGCUUGUAAGGAACGUAUUGCAAAACCCUGAUGUCAGAGUGAACAAAGCUCACCGUAAAAUGGCAGUGCUUGAUAACAGAGAGGAAGGAAUGAGAUAUGCCGAGCAUGGCUUCCGCAAGUUCCUUCGUACCCGCCCGCCGGAAGUCAUGCCUACCAUUAACAACUUCUUCUCCCAAGAUAACUGAACACACAUACAUUAAUACAUACAUACAUACAUACAUACAUACAGAUGAAAGAAAACAAUUCAAGGGGAGAUUGGAUUUGUUUGUUUUUGAUGCUGAUCAUUUAUACCUCUUUAUAUUGCUUUGAGUGUGUGCUUUAGUUCUUUGGGAUUCUAUGGCUAUGGCCAACCUUUGUACUCGACUCACUCUAUAAAUAAAAUUGAGUCCUUUUUUUUUUU